This is a messenger RNA of Rhipicephalus microplus (southern cattle tick), 1248 nucleotides long. Its product is annotated as muscle M-line assembly protein unc-89-like. NCBI's taxonomy places the organism in Eukaryota, Metazoa, Arthropoda, Arachnida, Ixodida, Ixodidae. The record is from RefSeq and is a predicted model, not a curated record.
AUGCCUGGAGCCGCCGCGAGUAUGGCGCCCCCUUAUUUGGCCCGCGUAUUAUCCACAAAACAAGUGGAAGAGCCUAAAAUUCGUUCAUUAGUUUCCACUGAAGUACCAUCACCAAGGGAAGAAGAUGCUGAGCUUGUUUCUUCUGCACUAGACUCGUCGGUUAAAGAGCCAAUAAAAACGCCUGUAGAAUCAAGUUCAAAAAGAUACAAACCCACUGAUGAAGUACAGACCCUUCCAGAACAAAAGUUUGAAGAGAUUGCACCCAUAGAGGCAUUAGAAAGACCAGACGUUCGUGCUCUAACUCCUUUAGAAACUUCUACAGAGGAGGAAAAAACUGAGGCUGUUUCUCUUUUACUAGAAGCUCUGCCUAAGCAACCAUUGACUAAACCAGAAGAUGCGCUGAAGAAACAUAAAGCACCUGAGGAAGUUAGUAACGUACAAGAGAAACAAAGCGUUGAGGCCUUACUGUCAAAGCCAUUGCACGAGUCAGUGCAUGCUUUAAUUCCUAAAGAAGCAGGGCCUCGAGAAGAAAAAGAAACUGAGGCUGUUUCUCCUUUACUUGAACCAGUGUCCAAAGAACCAUCAUUCGAGCCGGAAGACAAGAAACAGAAAGGGCCUGAGAAAGUAACCUACAUACAAGAGAAAGACGGCGUUGAGGCUGAACCGUCGAAGGCAUUGCAUGAGUUAGAAGUGCACACCUUCAUUCCUACGGAAGCCAAGCCUUUCGAAGAAAACAAAACUGGGGCUGUUUCUCUUGUUGUAGAACCUGUGUCUAAAAAGCCGGUAGACAAGAUGGACAAGGUACCUGAGGAAGUAACUGACUUGCAAGAAAAACCUGGCGUUGAGGCUGAACCAUCGAAGACACUGCCCGAGUCAGAAGUGCGCGCUUUAAUUCCCAAGGAAGCAAAGCCACUCGAAGAAAAAGAAAGUGAGGCUGUUUCUCCUGUAGUAGAACCUUUGACUAAAAUACCAUUAAUGAAACCGGCAGACAAUAAAGACAAGGUGCCUGAGGAAGUAACUGACGUAAGAGAGAAACCGGGCGUUGAGGCUGAACCAUCAAAGGCACUUCACGAGUCAGAAGUCCACGCUUUGAUUCCCAAAGAAGCAAAGCCUUCAGAAGAAAAAGAACCUGUGGCUGUUUCUCCUUUCGUAGAAGCUGUGUCUGAAGCAACAAUAAUGAAACUGGAAGACAAGAAAGACAAGGUACCUGAGGAAGUAACUGACGUACAAGAGAAACCGGGCACUUGA